AUGAACGUCAAACUGAGUAGCGCAUCACUGAGAAACGUCCUGCUCAAGCCAUACUUGCUAUGGAGAACUGAAACAACUACACCAGCCACAACUGAGAGCACAACUGAUAGUACAACUGAGACAACAACACCAGCCACAACAACUGAGAGCACAACUGUUAGUACAACUGCAACAACUACACCAGUCACAUCAACUGAGACCACAACCGUUAGUACAACUGAAACAACUACACCAGCCACAACUGAUAGUACAACUGAGACAACAACACCAGCCACAACAACUGAGAGCACAACUGUUAGUACAAAUGAAACAACUACACCAGCCACAACAACAGAAUCAACAUCAGCCACAACAACUGAGAGCACAACUGUUAGUACAACUGAAACAACUACACCAACCACAACAACUGUUAGUACAACUGAAACAACUACACCAACCACAACAUCCGAGAGCACAACUCUUAGUAGAACUGAAACAACUACACCAGCCACAACAACUGAGAGGACAACUCAAACAACUACACCAACCACAACAACAGAAUCAACAUCAGCCAUAACAACUCAGAGCACAACUGUAAGUACAACUGAAACAACUACACCAGCCACAGCAACUGAGAGCACAACUGUUAGUACAACUGAAACAACUACACCAGCCACAAUAACUGAGAGCACAACUGUUAGUACAACUGAAACAACUACACCAGCCACAACAACUGAGAGCACAACUGUUAGUACAACUGAGACAACUACACCAGUCACAUCAACUGAGAGCAUAACUGUUAGUACAACUGAGACAACUACACAAGCCACAACAACUGAGAGCACAACUACUGUUAGUACAACUGAAACAACAACACCAGCCACAACAACUGAGAGCACAACUGUUAGUACAACUGAAACAACUACACCAGCCACAACUAAAGAAUCAACAUUAGCCACAACAACUGAGAGCACGACUGUUAGUACAACUGAAACAAUUACACCAGCCACAACAACUGAGAGCACAACUGUUAGUAGAACUGAAACAACAACACCAGCCACAACAAUUGAGAGCACAACUGUUAGUACAACUGAGACAAAUACACCAGCCACAACAACUGAGAGCACAACUGUUAGUAGAACUGAAACAACUACACCAACCACAACAACUGUGAGCACAAUUGUUAGUACAACUGAGACAACAACACCAGCCACAACAACUGAGAGCACAACUCAAACAACUACACCAACCACAAUAACAGAAUCAACAUCAGCCACAACAACUCAGAGCACAACUAGCACAACUGUUAGUACAACUGAAACAACUACACCAGCCACAAUAACUGAGAGCACAACUGUUAGUACAACUGAGACAACUACACCAGUCACAUCAACUGAGAGCAUAACUGUUAGUACAACUGAGACAACUACACCAACCACAACAACUGUGAGCACAAUUGUUAGUACAACUGAGACAACUACACCAGCCACAACAACUGAGAGCACAACUCAAACAACUACACCAACCACAACAACAGAAUCAACAUCAGCCACAACAACUCAGAGCACAACUACAACAACACCAGUCACAUCAACUGAGAGCACAACUGUUAGUACAACUGAGACAACUACACCAGCCACAACAACUGAGAGCACAACUGUUAGUACAACUGAAACAACUACACCAGCCACAACAACUGAGAGCACAACUGUUAGUACAACUGAAACAACUACACCAGCCACAAUAACUGAGAGCACAACUGUUAGUACAACUGAAACAACUACACCAACAACAACAACUGAGAGCACAACUGUUAGUACAACUGAAACAACUACACCAGCCACAACAACUGAGAGCACAACUGUUAGUACAACUGACAACUACACAACCACAACAACAGAAUCAACAUCAGCCACAACAUCUGAGAGCACAACUACUGAGAGCACAACUGUUAGUACAACUGAGACAACUACACCAGCCACAACAACUGAGAGCACAACUGUUAGUACAACUGAAACAACUACACCAGCCACAACAACUGAGAGCACAACUGUUAGUACAACUGAAACAACACCAGCCACAACAACUGAGAGCACAACUGUUAGUACAACUGAAACAACUACACCAGCCACAACAACUGAGAGCACAACUGUUAGUACAACUGAGACAACUACACCAGCCACAACUGAGAGCACAACUGUUAGUACAACUGAAACAACUACACCAGCCACAACAACUGAGAGCACAACUGUUAGUACAACUGAAACAACUACACCAGCCACAACAACUGAGAGCACAACUGUUAGUACAACUGAAACAACUACACCAGCCACAACAACAGAAUCAACAUCAGCCACAACUGAGAGCACAACUGUUAGUACAACUGAAACAACUACACCAGCCACAACAACUGAGAGCACAACUGUUAGUACAACUGAAACAACUACACCAGCCACAACAACUGAGAGCACAACUGUUAGUACAACUGAGACAACUACACCAGCCACAACAACUGAGAGCACAACUGUUAGUACAACUGAAACAACUACACCAGCCACAACAACUGAGAGCACAACUGUUAGUACAACUGAAACAACUACACCAACCACAACAACAGAAUCAACAUCAGCCACAACAACUGAGAGCACAACUGUUAGUACAACUGAAACAACUACACCAGCCACAACAACUGAGAGCACAACUGUUAGUACAACUGAAACAACUACACCAGCCACAACAACUGAGAGCACAACUGUUAGU
Messenger RNA from Megalobrama amblycephala (Wuchang bream), 2739 nucleotides. Its product is annotated as mucin-2-like. The transcript is spliced from 6 exons. The annotation marks the transcript as partial. Lineage: Eukaryota; Metazoa; Chordata; Actinopteri; Cypriniformes; Xenocyprididae. The record is from RefSeq and is a predicted model, not a curated record.